Messenger RNA from Lotus japonicus, 909 nucleotides. RefSeq lists its product as uncharacterized. The record is from RefSeq and is a predicted model, not a curated record. Lineage: Eukaryota; Viridiplantae; Streptophyta; Magnoliopsida; Fabales; Fabaceae. The coding region runs from base 1 to 909 and encodes 302 amino acids. The transcript has 2 exons.
AUGUCUCGCCUUUCCGAAGAUGACAUUCUCCGUUUCCGUCGCGAACAACAGGCGUUGAAGAAAAAGCAAUCCCCUGCUAAGUCUCUGAACGAACCUGAAGGGAGUCAGUCUGAAACUGAGAAGAAUCCAGCCCCGAAAAGAAGAAAGAGAAAUCAAAAUUCUGAGAAGUCUGCCGAGAAAACCACCAUACAAACUUCGCUGGAAAAAUUCACAAUCAAGGGGGCGAAUCAAUAUGGUUCCUCGAGCGCUCCGCCUCCCACGUGGAAGCAUGAACUGAAAGAAUUUGAGGACAUGACUUCAGAAGAAAUCACCUCUUUGUGGGAUUCCCGCAUCAACUUCAACUCACUUGUGGAGACCAACCUUGUGUUUGAAGCUGAUAAGGAGAAGAUGAGGAAAAUUGGGCUUCAGGAGGCCUGCCAAGCCGUCAUGACUAAGAGUUUGGAAAUUGCUGCCAUUUCCAAGAUACUAGAAAUUGAGUCCAACAACUUUGACGGGCUUUCUAGUGCUAAGAAGCUUGAAGAUAAAGAAAAAGAGAAUGAAAAGCUGAAGUCUACGAUGAAGCUGUUGGAAAAAUCUAACAAGGCUAACGAGAAGAAAGCCGCGGAUCUGGCUUUGGACCUGGAAAGGCUGAAAAAGACUUUGGAAGAAAAUGAAGCCUUGCUGAAGGAGAAAGAAGAAGAAACACAAAAAAUGAAGGAAGAGGCAAACUCUUUGGCCUCAGAAAAACAGAUUUUGAACAAGACUAUUGAUGACCUCUCUGCCGAAGCGGCAUCUUUGAAAGCCUCCAUUCUAUCCCAACUUGAAACUGGCUUUAACAAGGCUAAAGAGCAAAUCUUGUUCCUAAAUCCUGACAUGCCUAUCAAGACCGAAGACAUUGAUCCUUACGCUAGGAUCGCCUUUGUAUUUUAA